UCAUCACUUGUUUUACUAGUCAAACGAUGGUUCGUUUUCAAUAGUCGCACGUGGAGUUUAUUCUUUAUACGAUUUGUAUAUUUAUUUCAUUGCUUAAUUAUAAUUAAUUGUUAUUUAAAUUUGACACAACUAUCUUCGAAAUGGCUAUGCUAGCUGAGCCCAGGCAACGGAAACGUUAUAAUUUGGUCCCCAGAGGGAAAGCUUUAUAUGAAGAUGACAGUCGCUAUGGUACAAAAAUGCUCGAAAAGAUGGGAUGGGAAAAAGGCAAAGGUUUGGGAGCCAAUGAAGAUGGCACAAAGGACUUUGUGAGAAUUCGCUAUAAAAACGAUGCCCUUGGUUUGGGUUUUGAACAUCGUGAUGAUCAGUGGACACAACAUGAACAAAGUUUUAAUGGUCUGCUGAAAAGUCUAAAUAAUGAAGAAGAUGAUGCUAAUACAAACAUGCUUGAAGAAAAUGGUAAUGGGUCACAAGACGACAUGCCGCGAAUUGGUUUUGGAUUCCAAGACCCCAGUGCGAAGCAAGAGAAAAAACCAAAGGUAGAAAAACUGAAAGAAAAAAUUAGCGGCAUCUCUUUGGAGGAAAGAUCAAAACAAAGCAGGGCUCGAGUACAUUAUAAAAAAUUUACCAAAGGUAAAGACUUGGCUCAAUAUAGUGAAAAAGAUCUGGCCAAUAUUUUUGGUAAAAAAGUAGCUGAUGAGCAACAGGCCGCCAACGAUUUCUAUCAGCAGCUGAAUAAUACUUUUGUGAAAAAAGAAGAAACAAAAGAUGAAGAAGAAGAGCCCAAUAAAGGUGUUCAAAUAAUAAAUACCGGUGUAUCUGUUAGUGAUUAUUUCAAAACAAAAAUGGAAGCUCUUAAAAAUAGAAACAAUGGUUUCGAUGGUGCAGAUAAGAAUGUAACUCAUAAUGAUGAACAAAUGGAAGAAGAUGUUUCCAAGAAAAAGAAAAAAAAGAAAAAGGAUAAGAAGGAUCAAGACAUGGAAGAAGAAAAGAGUAAUGAAACGAAAAAGGAAGAACCAAAUGGUCUUAUUAUAAAUCACGAUGUUUCGGUUGCAGAUUAUUUUAAAAUGAAAAUGGAUGCUAUUAAAAAUAAAAAAAAAGAAUUAAAUAAUACUGAAUAUAAUGUGGAUAAAACCAGUGUAAAUGAUGAAGUACAAGAAGUUGAGGUUAUUAAGAAAAAGAAGAAAAACAAAAAAGUGCUUAAUGUUGAGGAAAAUGAUUCUGUCAAUAAGGAAGACAAUGGCCAUGAAAACUGCAUCAAUGAUGAAACGAAAAAAGAAGCAGAAGUAUCUUUCAAAAAAGAAAAGAAAUCCAAAAAAAGUAAUGCAGUAGAUACGGUGGAACUUUCUCUCGAUGAAGAAACUAAAAGUAAAAAAAAAGAUAAAACAAAAAAGAGAACACAAGAGAUUGGCGGUCAAAAUGAGGACAUUGAGCUACCAUUAAUAAAGAAGAUAAAAUACGAUAACUCACCAGCAGAAAAUACAAAGGAGGUUAACAUUGAAAUUGACUUAACACAAGAACCAACAAAAAAGAAACAGAAAAAAAGUAAAACUAAGGAAUCAAAUGAAGUCAUUGAAAUAGACGACAGUGACAAAGAAACUAAUCCCGUUUCCUUAAAUGAAGGCAAUUUAAUGGAGAAAAAAAAGAAAAAGAAAUCGAAGAAAACUAAAGAACUCACCGAAAACUCAGAUAAAGAAGUAAAUUCAACCUCGUCUUACCAAACCGAAAAUACGACCGGCCAUCCAUCGGAAAAGCCCUCCAAAUCCAAAAGAAAAGAUGUAAGUUCAAGUACAAACAAUGUAUUUAUCAAUGACCUUAAUGUUCAAAUAUUAAAUCUUGAUGAACUAAAGAAAAAAUACGAAGCAUUUAAUAUCUACCCACUCUCUUCAUUUUGUGCAGAAAAAUUCCGCAAUAUAAGUUUAAACGACUUUACGGGCUCCAUACUGCCACAAAUCGAAGGCUAUGGUCUCGACUCACACAUUCAGCUGGACGUACAAAUAAAUCAUAAUGAUGAAGAACGCAUAACAAAUCUAUGGAGAGGUGUUCUAGAUAAGUAUGUUCAAUUGCAGAAGCCGAAAAAAACGUAUCAGCACUACGUACGAGAAACGAUUAAAGCCCGGAAAACAAAACAAAAAAGGCCAAAACUUUAUGUAAAAACUUGGAAACGUAAAAAUGCCUUCCAAGUUAUAUAGUGUCUUGUAUACUAUAGUUUUAAAUAAUUUAGGCAAAUCUAUCAGGAGAUGUAGUUAAGUUCAACAUUUGUAAAAUAAAUUAAAGAGUGUAAACAUACCUAUACAUAAAUAACUUAAUUAUAAAAUGUAUGUAGAUGCAUUGUAAUAAAAAGAAGAAAAAAUCUGAA
Molecule: messenger RNA, 2356 nt
Organism: Calliphora vicina (urban bluebottle blowfly)
Lineage: Eukaryota; Metazoa; Arthropoda; Insecta; Diptera; Calliphoridae
Product: PIN2/TERF1-interacting telomerase inhibitor 1
Exons: 2
Coding region: 141-2189 (682 amino acids)
Cellular component (GO): nucleolus
Molecular function (GO): telomerase inhibitor activity; nucleic acid binding
Source: RefSeq, a predicted model, not a curated record